CUUCUGCUAACCACCAUGACAUUGUCAUUUCUUACUCGUAUAGCCCGGCAGCGCGCUCUCAAAAUUCCUUCUCUAAUAGCUGCAGCCAGGAGGUUUAGUAGCGCUAGCAGUCUUGUCGAGACUGAGCAAGAUGGACAAAUCUUCCAUGUAUCGAUUGCACGACCCGAAAAGCGAAACGCGGUUGAUGCGGAGACCGCAAAAGAGCUCGCCGAGGCGUUCCGACAAUUCGAGAUCGACGAUGAAAGUUCAGUGGCUGUGUUGUAUGGGAAGGGAGAUACGUUUUGUGCAGGAUACGACUUAAAAUAUCUAUCUUCCAGGGGUCCUGAUGAGUUCCUAAGAUCGUUUUCCCCCCCUGGAGAAGGAGAUAGUCCCAUGGGCCCAACUCGAUUGAAACUUACGAAACCAGUCAUUGGUGCCAUCGAGGGACAUGCAGUUGCAGGAGGAAUGGAGUUGGCACUUAUGUGUGAUCUCAGAGUUGUUGCAGAAGAUGCAGUCAUGGGAAUGUUUAACAGGAGAUUUGGUGUCCCUUCUGUGGAUGGAGGUACAGUACGGCUACCUUACAUCGUUGGUCUUUCACGUGCAUUAGACCUGAUCAUGACAGGACGUGCUGUGCACGCAGAGGAAGCUUUUAGCAUUGGUCUUGCCAACAGAGUUGUUCCUAAAGGGAAAACAGUUGAAGAAGCCCUCAAACUUGCAAGAAUGUUGGUUCGGUUUCCAAGAGAAGCACUUUAUGCAGAUCGCAAAUCUGUGUUCUAUGCCACAUUUAAUGCAGAUUCGUUUUAUGAUGCCCUCACAUAUGAAUACUCCAAGGGGGUGAAGCUACAAAUCAUGAAAGAUUCCAUUGAGGGAGCAAAGCAGUUUUUAAUGGGGAAAGGCCGUAAGGGUUCAUUUGACGACUACUUGGAAUAAAAUCAAUUGUUCACUUUAA
This is a messenger RNA of Stylophora pistillata, 928 nucleotides long. RefSeq lists its product as uncharacterized. NCBI's taxonomy places the organism in Eukaryota, Metazoa, Cnidaria, Anthozoa, Scleractinia, Pocilloporidae. Gene Ontology annotation, molecular function: catalytic activity. The record is from RefSeq and is a predicted model, not a curated record.